AUGGCAACCUCCCAGCCGUCUACCGUACUCGGAAACGAUGUCGAGUCUGACGCAACGACUGUAAACAGCCAUACCAAGACGGAAGCAGUAGCUGUCGAAUCACCAAAGCUCGCCGGACCCCCUCCACCACCCAACGGAGGCACCAGAGCAUGGCUCCAAGUCCUCGGGGCUUUUUUCCUGAACUUCAACACUUGGGGUCUCCUGAAUGCUUUUGGCACGUUCCAGUCUGAAUAUAGUACAGGCUUGCUGAGGGGUUCGUCUCAGUCUUUGAUGUCUUGGAUUGGAUCGCUGCAGGCGUUUCUGAUGCUGGUUAUUGGAGUUUUGUGUGGACGCGCUCUUGAUGCUGGGUAUUUCUACGUGGAUAUUACACUGGGUGUCUUCCUUCAGGUAUUUGGCAUGAUAAUGACCUCGAUUUGCAAGAAGUAUUGGCAGGUUAUCCUGGCUCAGGGUGUAUGUGUCGGCAUCGGCGCUGGAAUGUCCUUCAUCCCCAGUGUUGCAAUCGUGGGUACAUAUUUCUCAACGCGACGAUCCACUGCGCUAGGUCUGGCUGCCACGGGCUCAAGCGUCGGAGGCAUCAUCUACCCCAUCGUACUAAGGCAUCUUAUUGUCCAAAUCGGACUACCCUGGGCAGUCCGAGUCAUGGCCUUCAUCAUGUUGGGAACACUUCUGGUCUCAGUCGCAGUAAUGAAGCCUCGCCUUCCACCUCGCAAAUCAGGUCCGUUGAUCCACAUCGAAUCGCUCCGGGAUACGGUCUUCGUCCUCUGGCUCGUUGCCACCUUCUUCAUCUUCGUUGGUCUCUAUAUCCCAUUCUUCUACGUCGAGCAAUACGGCCUCAACAUCGGCAUGUCUCCAGACUUAUCUUUUUAUAUGCUGAUCAUAAUGAACGCGGGCUCAAUCCCUGGCCGUGUCAUGCCGUCCAUCAUCGCCGACAAGGUAGGUAACCUGUCGGUCAUGAUCCCCUCCGUUCUACUCACCGGUAUCAUGAUGCUCGCAUGGAACAGUGUGGGGUCUCAGUCAGCUCUAAUCGCUAUUUCGGUCCUUGUCGGCUUGACAAGCGGCUCUAUUCAGGCCGUACUUCCAGCGACGGUCGCCUUUCUUUGUCCCGAUCUGUCCAAACUGGGCACAAACAUUGGUAUGACCCUCUUUACGUCGGGUCUGGGAUUGUUGAUCGGUAGCCCUGUGGCGGGUGCGAUUUUGGAUCACCAACGAACGCCUGAGGGUGACAUCUUCUGGGGUACGCUGACCUUUUCAGGACUCUUCAUCCUGACGGGAGGUAUUUUCUUGAUAAUUGCUCGCGUAGUCAAGGUGGGAUUUGCAUUGAAGAAGGCUUGA
This is a messenger RNA of Talaromyces marneffei, 1332 nucleotides long. RefSeq lists its product as uncharacterized. The record is from RefSeq and is a predicted model, not a curated record. Gene Ontology annotation, molecular function: transmembrane transporter activity. Gene Ontology annotation, biological process: transmembrane transport. Gene Ontology annotation, cellular component: fungal-type vacuole membrane. The transcript has 2 exons. Lineage: Eukaryota; Fungi; Ascomycota; Eurotiomycetes; Eurotiales; Trichocomaceae. The coding region runs from base 1 to 1332 and encodes 443 amino acids.